Messenger RNA from Cheilinus undulatus (humphead wrasse), 1637 nucleotides. Its product is annotated as ankyrin repeat and protein kinase domain-containing protein 1-like. The transcript has 11 exons. Gene Ontology annotation, molecular function: ATP binding; JUN kinase kinase kinase activity. Gene Ontology annotation, biological process: protein phosphorylation; regulation of apoptotic process. Lineage: Eukaryota; Metazoa; Chordata; Actinopteri; Labriformes; Labridae. The coding region runs from base 167 to 1489 and encodes 440 amino acids. The record is from RefSeq and is a predicted model, not a curated record.
AGAAACUGGCUUAAAUAAAGGGGCAAGUCCAAAAAUACAAUUGGCAUGUACUGAGACCAAACAGUUAUCUAAAAACAUUUAAUUCUUUUUUACUUUGGCUUUUGCUCUUGUGUUCUUAAACUAUCUUUACUUUUGUGGUUGAAGCUGUCCCGCCUUGAUUGAACACAUGAUGGCUCUGCUGAGCCAAACGACUGUUGGUAAUGAAAACUUAGAAAAAUGGGUGUUAGUUGGCCAAGGAGGAUUUGGAAAUGUCUUCAAAGCCAGACACAAAGACUUGGGGUUUGAUGUGGCCAUUAAGAUCCUCCGUGAUGGUGUCUGCUCCUUCCUGCCUGAAGAGAGAGCGCUGUUUGAAGAGGCUGCUCAUAUGGAGAAGGCAUCCUGUGAGUACGUGCUAAGGUUUCAUGGAUUUUAUCAGGGAUGUCCGCCUUGUUUCCGUUCCCCCCUGCAGCAGAAGGGAAUAGUGAUGGAUUUCAUGGAGAGAGGAUCUGUUCAGUCCCUGCUGGAGGACCCGUGUAGCCCUCUACCGUGGCCCCUCGUCUUCCGCCUCAUUCACCAGGUGGCUUUGGGGAUGAACUUCCUCCACACAAGGCGCCUCAUGCACCAUGACCUGAAGCCGAGCAAUGUCCUGCUGACUGGCGAUCUAAACGCCAAGCUUGCAGACUUUGGUCUGUGCAGAGUUUCAGCAAGUGCUUCACAUGAAAACAGAGACACAACAAAAAAGCUAGGAGGCUCAUACAAGUACAUGCCACCUGAAGCCUUUGAGACAUCAUAUCAACCUGUCCGAGCUUUUGACAUUUACAGCUAUGGUAUCCUGCUCUGGUCCAUUCUCACAGGAAAAGAGCCAUAUCCAGUGGCUGAUCAUGCUCUUGUGGCACUGAAGAUCCCUUUAGGGGACAGACCUCCAUGGCAGGACAUCGACCAGCAGAAAGCAGAGGGGCUUAAAGAGCUGGUUGACCUCAUGAGAAAGUGCUGGGAUCAAGAUCCUUCUAAGAGGCCUACUUUUAAAGAAUGCCUUAAAAUCACAGAGUAUGUGUUCUUAAAGCAUAAGACAGGAGUUCAUGGUGCAGUCAAUCAAGUCUUAACAAGACUGGAGUCACCAACUAGAAAUCAACAUCAAAACAGUUUUUGUCUGCUGUCGACACCAGACCAGCCAAAGUUAGAUGACUCUGUGGAUGGCAGUUCGUCUAAACAGGAUUCUGUCAGUGUUCCCACUAAAAUACAAAGCACUGCAGAUAAAGCAAACUUCAUUGAUGAACACAGGGCAGAGCUGAUUCAAGUUGUUUCUGAGGUAAUGGCCAUAAUAGAGGAGCUUGGAGACAUGGUCCAUGGUGAAGCCUACUCAGAGAUCAAAGCUUUACUAACAAACACCAGGAAAAUGAGAGAGCUUUAUGACAGGACUCUUCGGUCAGGAGGAGUAAAAGUCAAAGCGGCCUUCUUUGAUGCCCUUAAAAAACAUCAUCCAGGAAUAGUGGAGCGACUCGGUGGCUGAAGCAACAAUGACCUUCCUGCAAGGACAUGUCAAAAACUUCUCCUGCCUCCCUCCUUUUUGGUUUAACUAAGAAUAUAUAUGUUGUACAUUCAUAUCCCAUGUCAUAAAUGUAACAGACAUUUUUCAGUAUUUUUCAUAAACAUAUGUA